Drosophila grimshawi is the source of this 650-nucleotide messenger RNA. RefSeq names its product 40S ribosomal protein S29 (gene RpS29). The transcript is spliced from 3 exons. Gene Ontology annotation, biological process: translation. Gene Ontology annotation, molecular function: structural constituent of ribosome; zinc ion binding. Gene Ontology annotation, cellular component: cytosolic small ribosomal subunit; ribosome. The record is from RefSeq and is a predicted model, not a curated record. The coding region runs from base 81 to 251 and encodes 56 amino acids. Lineage: Eukaryota; Metazoa; Arthropoda; Insecta; Diptera; Drosophilidae.
UUGCAAAUGACAGUCCAAUUGUCAAGCUGCCAUAUUUUGCCAUCUCCUUUCUUUUCGAUUUUUCCAUCGUAGACGCCAACAUGGGUUUCGCUACUCUCUGGUACUCGCAUCCCCGCAAAUAUGGCCAAGGCUCCCGUUGCUGCCGUGCCUGCUCAAACCGACAUGGUCUGAUUCGCAAAUACGGACUGAACAUCUGCCGUCAGUGCUUCAGGGAAUACGCCAAUGAUAUUGGCUUCAAGAAGCUGGAUUAAAUGUCCUCUUCAAUUUGUGACGCUCGUCACACCACUUAAGCAUAUUAAUAUAAGCAGUCGCUAAAGGAUGUCAAUUUCUGGCGGGGACUGCAUACAUUAAUAUGCUGACAACAACAACAACAAUUCUAAUCAUUUGGAGAUUUAAAUGACACCAAAGGCAUCCCACGCAGCGGGGAAACAAGAACCAGGAACACAUGCGCUAAAGAAGCUGCUGGCCACUGAGGUAGAAAUCUCAAAAUCAUCUCACGCAACAAAUCCGACGUUUUUCACGCAAUAGAAACAGAGUUCCAACUCACAAAUCAGCGUGUCUUCUAACACAAUAGCGUAAUUCCUCCUGCCUUCUACGAAGGUUCUCUGUUUAAAUCUCCGUCUGAUUAAAUACAUAACAAGUAACGUAAA